Molecule: messenger RNA, 378 nt
Organism: Marasmius oreades (fairy-ring Marasmius)
Lineage: Eukaryota; Fungi; Basidiomycota; Agaricomycetes; Agaricales; Marasmiaceae
Exons: 1
Coding region: 1-378 (125 amino acids)
Source: RefSeq, a predicted model, not a curated record
AUGUGGGUGAUUGAUAUGAUGGUUGUUAUUAGGUGCGUUUCUGAUAACCCGUCCCAACUCCAAUCACACCGUACUCAGACUCCCGAUUCGCGCUUUAUAACCCAAAACCGUCUGUCCCAGGGAUUUACGAGACCUCCCAACUCUGUUGUUAAUCUCCUCCGUUUUUCCAUAACGGCUCGAGCUGAAUCCCGGCUGAAGUUCUCAGAUGUAAGGCGGGCAUCCGCAUUACUUGGUCUAUCCUCGGCUCCAGCCGUUCGUGGUCUAACAGGACGUCUCGUCGCGGUCACUGUGACAGUAGAAGCGGUCUUUAUCGAUGGUGUAAUCGUUGCAGAACCAAACUCGGACAGCUGUGAAUUAGGUUACGAUUUCAGUGUGUGA